Molecule: messenger RNA, 1089 nt
Organism: Brassica napus (rape)
Lineage: Eukaryota; Viridiplantae; Streptophyta; Magnoliopsida; Brassicales; Brassicaceae
Product: bidirectional sugar transporter SWEET15
Exons: 6
Coding region: 100-975 (291 amino acids)
Biological process (GO): carbohydrate transport
Cellular component (GO): membrane
Molecular function (GO): sugar transmembrane transporter activity
Source: RefSeq, a predicted model, not a curated record
UCCUCCAUGAAAUAAAAAGAAACAUCUUAGAGAGAGAAAAAGAAAGAGUGAGAGGGAUAGAAAAGCUUUAGGGUUUCAAAAAGACUGAGACUCUUUAAAAUGGGCAUCAUGAUCAAUCACCAUUUGCUCGCUAUCAUCUUCGGCAUCUUAGGAAACGCAAUAUCCUUCUGUGUAUUCCUCGCUCCAUUGCCAACGUUUUAUAGAAUAUACAAGAAUAAAUCGACGGAAAGUUUCCAAUCACUACCGUACCAAGUGUCGCUAUUUAGUUGCAUGCUAUGGCUCUAUUACGCAUUGAUUAAGCAAGACGCUUUUCUCCUGAUUACCAUCAACUCUUUUGGCUGUAUCGUGGAGACUAUAUACAUCGCCUUAUUUUUCGCUUAUGCCACCAGGGGAAAACGGAUCGCAGCUAUGAAGUUGUUCUUCACGAUAAACGUUGCUUUCUUCUCGUUGAUCCUAAUGGUUACACAUUUUGCGGUUAAAAGCCCUAGCCUCCAAGUCUCUAUUAUUGGCUGGAUUUGUGUUGCCAUUUCUGUUUCUGUUUUCGCUGCUCCUCUAAUGAUCGUGGCUCGUGUGAUAAAGACAAAGAGUGUAGAAUUCAUGCCCUUCACCCUCUCGCUCUUCCUCACUAUAAGUGCCGUUAUGUGGUUCGCUUAUGGCGCAUUCCUCCACGACAUAUGCAUAGCAAUUCCAAACGUGGUGGGAUUCAUACUAGGGAUGUUACAAAUGGUUCUGUACGGAGUUUACAGAAACUCAGGAGUGAAAAUAGAUGCUGAGAAAAAGAUAAAUUCAUUAGAUCAACAACUUAAGACUAUUGUCGUAAUUAGUCAGUUAGGUGUGUCGGAAGUGCACCCAGUUGACAUCACGGUGGACCCACUCUCUGACGCCGUUCAUCAUGAAGAUCCAUCCAAACAAGAGGAGCCAUCAAUUGAAGAUGGAAAAUGCCACAUGAAGACUUACCGUCUUGAAUAUGUUUGAAGUGUUGAUAUGUCAGAAGCAAAAAAAUAUAUCUCUCUUUCUUGCCUCGUUGGCCGGCCAAAUAAAAAAUUGUUGUUCGUAAGUUGAAAGUUGAAACUAUAGUGCUCUACAUAA